UCGAGCUCUUUCCACAGCGACCACACAGCGCAAGUCUCUCAGUUUCAGAGCUCUGCUUCAGUUAGCCGCCACCAUGCCUGCCCUCGCCAAGGCCGCUGCCCGCCCCGCCAAGCCCGCCGCCGCGGCGCCCAAGCCGAAGCCCGCCGCCGCCAAGCCCAAGGCGGCCGCCCCCGCCGCCGCCCACCCGACCUACUUCGAGAUGAUCAAGGAGGCGAUCGCGGCGCUCAAGGAGAGGACGGGCUCGAGCUCGGUGGCCAUCGCCAAGUACAUCGAGGAGAAGCACGGCAAGACCCUGCCGGCCAACUUCAAGAAGAUGCUCUCCGUCCAGCUCCGCGGCUCCGCCGCCAAGGGCAAGCUCGUCAAGGUCAAGGCCUCCUACAAGCUCUCCGACGCCGCCAAGAAGGACUCGCCCAAGGCCGCCAAGCCCGCCGCCACCAAGGCCGCGCCCAAGAAGAAGGCCGCCGCCGCCAAGCCCAAGAAGAAGGCCGCCGCCGCCAAGCCCAAGAAGUCGGCCGCCGCCGCUGGCACCAAGCGCAAGGCGCCCGAGAAGAAGCUGAUCGCCAAGGCCAAGAAGUCCCCGGCCGCCAAGGCCAAGGCGAAGCCCAAGACUGUCAAGUCCCCGGCUGCCAAGAAGGCACGCAAGGUUGCGGCUUGAGGUGUGAUCUGACUGACGUAGGUCUGCUUGGUGUGUGGUGUUCAGGGUCUGUACAAAUGGAUUCCUCAUCCUCCCUGUGUUAGGUUUUGGUUCCGCUAGGCAAGUUCUAUGUAUCGUAGGUGGUGUUCUAGUGUAUGAAAUUUGUGUCAGGAGAUGUUUAGUUCCCAGCUAAACUAAUGUGAAAUGAACUUGCAGUUUCCUCC
This is a messenger RNA of Lolium rigidum, 858 nucleotides long. Its product is annotated as histone H1-like. Gene Ontology annotation, cellular component: nucleus; nucleosome. Gene Ontology annotation, molecular function: double-stranded DNA binding; nucleosomal DNA binding; structural constituent of chromatin. The transcript is spliced from 2 exons. Gene Ontology annotation, biological process: chromosome condensation; nucleosome assembly; negative regulation of DNA recombination. Bases 74 to 655 code for a protein of 193 amino acids. The record is from RefSeq and is a predicted model, not a curated record. NCBI's taxonomy places the organism in Eukaryota, Viridiplantae, Streptophyta, Magnoliopsida, Poales, Poaceae.